Molecule: messenger RNA, 4440 nt
Organism: Talaromyces amestolkiae
Lineage: Eukaryota; Fungi; Ascomycota; Eurotiomycetes; Eurotiales; Trichocomaceae
Exons: 1
Coding region: 1-4440 (1479 amino acids)
Molecular function (GO): protein binding
Source: RefSeq, a predicted model, not a curated record
AUGAUGGCGUUGGUCAGCAACGUAAAUGAAUCGUCUGUCGACGAGCUAUCCUCUCUAUGGCAAGCUGCCUGUGAGGAGUACGCAAACGAAACAGGGAUUGCGAUCAUCGACAGGGAAUACCCAAAGUUGACUGGCUUUGAAGAAUUAUCACAUCAGCUCGACCUAGAAGAAACUAAGUUUGAGAACUUCAGAAUGAAGAAGCGGCCCCUUCUUCGCGCAAUGCAAAGCAUACUGGCGCCGUUCGAGACCUGGGGCGAUCUGAUUGGAACGGUGGCAUCUGCUACAUUUCCUCCAGCGUCUUCAAUCAUGGGCGCGAUGUUAUUAUUAAUUCGUGGCGCGCGAAAAGUUAGCGAUUCAUUCGAUAUGAUCACUGAUCUGUUUCAGAAACUGAGCAACUUUGCGGCUCGGUUGGAUAUGUACAAGGACGUCCCUCUUAGCAAAGGAAUGAAGGCGAUCAUCGUCAAAGUCUUGAUUAACUUUCUUCGCGUCUGUGCAGUAUCCCAAAGGCUGCUGAAAACUGGUUCAUUCAAAGCCCGUCUUUCUAAAUGGGGUAAAAAUCUCCUCAUGGAGGAUACUUCUGUCAGCUCCCUUUUCAAUGAAUUACAGGAAUUGACGGAUCAGGAAAAAAUGAUGAUUGGUGCCCAGAAUCUCAAUCUGACACACCAAACACUGAAGAAUACUGCCGAUCUACUCGAAAAAAGCAAUAUUAAAAGUGAUCAAGACCGGCUCGAUCGAGUGAAACUUAAAUUGCAGCCAGUCUCAGCGUCCAACCAGGUCCGCUCCGCAAUCAUGAGCAGCCGACUGCCAGAUUCGGGGAUGUGGAUUGAGCAAAGAGUCAAGUCUUGGUGGGAGAGUUCUCAACCCCUACUAUGGCUUCACGGCGGACCCGCGGUGGGAAAGUCGUACCUGGCAGCCAAGAUCAUAGACGUUCUUACAGAGAUCGAGAUUCCAUCUAUGUCUGCUGUUGCAUCAUUUUUCUUUAAAAAUAAUGAUGUGGAUUUGCGUUUCGUAAAUAAAGCUCUACGGACCCUCGCUUGGCAGGUCGCUGCGCAGCUACCAAAGUUCGCCGAGCACGCAGAGGACUUUUGUCUGAAGGCGGAUCCGGCUGAUACAUACUCGAUAUGGAAAAAUCUUUUCCUGGAGUUCCUGACCGGGAAUGGCUCAGAUGUCUCCCUGUUCUUCGUCAUCGACGGCAUCGAUGAGGCAGAUCCAGACGAGCAGGAAUUGCUCUUUAGUCUUCUGGAGAAGACUUACUCUUCAGAAGAACAGGCCCAAGAUUCUCCUCAUCUGCGAUUUGUUCUUUUGAGCCGUGACGCGGUGCGAAGUGGUCUUCAAGAACAUUCACUCGACUGGGUACCUGAGAUUGAAAUAAGCAACCGCGAGAACGGAGAAGAUCUUCAUAAAUAUGUCUCUCAGAAACUGCAAAAGUCAAAGCUUUUCAAUAACUCACCUGACCUUUUAAAAGAUGUUGUCAAUGAUAUAAGCGAGUCCGCUGAGGGUUUGUGGGAAUGGGCUACCCUUGUAAUUCGAUCUGUGUCGAAGUGCAGCACCAGAGGACAGGUGCAGCGAGUAGUCAAGACAAUGCCUCGGGGAAUCAACGCAAUGCUCAACCAGGAGCUCAAGCGGCUAGCUCGGGAACUCUCAACAGACAUGCCGCCUGACGAGGGGGGUGUUGAAGAAUCAGAAAAAAUCAAACAGUUGAAACUGAUAAUCUCCUUUGUCACCGUCGCCAAAAGGCCCCUAUCAGUACAACAGCUUGAUCAAAUUCUAGAGAUGAUACUCGAGGACGAAGUGCUGAAUCUGGAACAGGAAAUCGGUGUGACGUACUCAUCUUUGUUUGCUAUGCGUGAUUCCGGGGGCAAUGAGGAUUAUUCGACACAUGAUAUAAUUGUAACGCUCCGCCACAGCUCGUUCUAUGAGUUUUUUAGGCUACCCAACAAUGUGGAAACCGAAGCUAUCCGCGUAGACUGCGAGAAUGCAGAGGUGGAAUUCGUGUCAGUUCUACUACGCGCUAUGCUGAAUACUCACACUCCCAUUUCCAAUCAAUGGACAGACCCAGUGGCGGAGUACGCAGAUGACUUCUUACCACAUCAUCUGACCUCUGCGAAGCCCGAAAAAGCGGGUGUUCUUCACUGUGAAAUUUCGACUUCGAUUUUCGAUCUCUUUUCUGAAGACAUAAAAAAUCAACGCUUCGUUACUAAACAAUACGUGUUCGCUAGUUCCUACAGCCUAAAGGCAUCGUCCCGGCUUACUCAACUGGCAUAUUAUUAUUUCAGUGCAGGAUAUUACGAUACCGCAAACGAGAGGGCGCGGCAUGUGCUUAAGUGGUUGCUCCCAGUGGAUAGAGAAAGAUUCGAAGAAAGUGCUCGCUCCAUGCACCCACCAGACCGCAUUUGCCCCUUUACUCUACUCUUCUCAUCUUUAGUAAUCUCACUUUCUCGCCAUUGGCUUCAGCCGAGCGAUAUUGAUCCGACUGAUGGGGGCGCUUAUUCGAUCCCCCUAAUUCUCAAUGUUUUCGGAGAAAUGGUGGGCAGUUUGGAAGUACCCGCGGCAAUUUUGGAAAUGCCCGCGGCCAUUUUUGGACAGUCUGGAGACAUCAAAUCUAGACCAAUAUCGCACGUUGGUCAUUCGUUAUCAGCUUCUCGUAUAUUGCUUGUCGCCAAAUCGCAAAAAUUGGAGAUGACUGUGACUUGGUAUGCUCGCUUGGCACAAGCGCUGUUCUUUCAUGAAUAUCACAAAAGAAGCCUCCGUUAUUUUCGAAAAGCUCUUAGCAUGAAUCAGAAAGACCUUGCGCUGAACCCGGCGUCUGUAUCUGUCAUUCACAGAGACAUGGCGACUGCACUCAUUCAAACUGGGAGAUAUGAAGAGGGGAUAGACCACAGAAGACUUGCCUUUAACCUAGGUGGGAAACUUACCGCGGACGAUUUCCCAAGCCCUAAUGAUUACAUUCGGCAUUUGUUGGAAGUAGCUCAGUUGGAGCAUUUGGCAAAGUGUCCAGAACAGGCAUUGGCCUUGGCGAACGCCGCUUGGCAGGUAUACCUGGAAACUGAGCAAGGAGACCCUGACUACUCCUUGUGUAUGGACUUUUUGUCGAUAUUCCUGGAGCUGAAACAGUUUCAUCAUCUCCGGUCGGUUUUUGAACUAUUCUUGCGAUUUUCCCAACAAGAACUCUCAGACCCGGACCGAUAUCAUGAAGCCGAUUCUCUGCUCGCCGAGACUAUACUUAGACGACACAAUUGGCGGUUACGAAAGCUUUACAAUGCUGUUCAUUUUGGUUUAUCGUCAGACGACACGGAUUGUCUUGAGCUAAUGGCUCSGGKAGUCGACAGCCUACCGCAACGUCAUUUUGGGUACUCUCUAUUCAAGUGGAACCUGUUCAUCGGUACUGCUUUGCUAGAAAAAGGACAGACCACCACAGGAAUACGAAUGUUGUGCAAAGCAGUGUCGUUACCCAAAUUUCAUCUCGUCCUCUGGUAUAGCGACUAUGCUCGGCAACAAGCCCUUAGCAAUUUAGCUGCAAUUUGCCUCUACCAUCCUGAAAUCUGUUUGACUGUUGAGAGUCCAUUAGAAUUGGGUGCGGACGCCAGAUUCAGCGAUAUUUGCCUGGUUCUCUCAUCCUGGCUGCGGGAAAAGGGAGACCACGAAAAUGCUCAAAAGGCUCUGCGCGGUCGCGUGAAAAAUUGUCUUGAGUUGCUAUCGGACGGUGACUCUACAAAUGAUGGCGAUGCCUGGCUAGAGCUUUUCAAGACGCUCUUGAUAGAUCUCGACAGUGAUGAAGAUCUGGGCGGCGCCUUGUAUGUGGUCAAGACCUGGCGGCGAACAAUAAGCAGCUACGGAUUUUUCGAGGCUUACAACGAGUAUGAAGACGUUGAAGAAUCAGACGAGAUUGAACUCGGGAAUGACACGGAGGACGGCCUUGCGGAGGAAGAAAUAGCUGCCCUGCCGAAAAGAAUGGAAGACGAUGUCGCAGAUGACGUUAUUUGGUUCGUUGAAACAUCCAGAUCACUUCGAGGCUCUGAUGAAUCGUACACUGCGUGCCCAAGCUGUGGUCUCCAAGUCACAUCGGUGUCGGACUGGUAUUUCUGUCGAUCCUGCCCUCAUACAGUCUUGUGUCCCUCCUGUUACGCCGAUAUCAAAAGUGACCGCGUGCAGAAUCAUCUUCUUUCCCAGCAUGUACCACAGACUUGCAAUUCUCAACAUAAUUUCUACUACACUGGCAAACCGCUUCGACUUUCUGAAUGCGAGGAGCUGGGCAAGGUCCGCUUCACAAACUCUGAUUCGGGAGAAGUGAAGACACUGUGGAUUGAAGAAUGGAAAGAUCAAUUAGCAGAGAAAUGGCGAACAAAAGACUUUGAGUUUGAAGGUGGAUUGUCGGCUUGGUGUAUGAAUUUGUUGCCAGAGCUGCAAAAGGAGAGAUGGGCCUGUCUGUUCAAGGAAUAA